AUGGGACUGUGCCUCUGCUCCUGGCUCAGCCCAGCCUACCCUCCAGGAUGCCAUGCUUUGGGGUAUCAAGUGACAUCACAUCCUCUGAUCUCCACAGAGCGAGACAGAAAAGUUUCCCCACCCUUCACCCAGCGGGGCCCCCCUCCUCUUACCUGGACUUGCCCAGCUUUCUGGCCCUCUGGCCGGGCGGGAAGUAGCAAGGAAGCUAGGAUGGGCUCCUCCUUCGCUGUAGGAUCCCUGCUCCUGCCGCUGGCCCUGCUGCUCCUGUCCGUUGGGUCCCAGACGCAGCUGAUAUUCAGGAUGAGGCCCCCGGAGAAGCGGAACGUCCGGCCAUCUGAGAAGGUGCAGCUGCAGUGCGAGACGCUGAGCUUUUCGCAGACAGGAUGCUCGUGGCUGCGCCUGGCCCCCGGAGCCCAGGUCCCCACCUUUCUGCUCUUCAUCUCGGGCAACAACCCAAGCGUGAAGCGGGCCGAAGGCCUGGACCCCACACGAUUUGGGGGUGAAAGGAUCUCGUCGUCCACGUACCGCCUGACUCUGAAUAACUUCAGAGACGAGGACCAGGGCCACUACUACUGUGUGGUAACUCGCAACUCGGCGCUGUUCUUCAGCCCCUCGGUGCCUGUCUUCCUGCCAGUAAAGGCUACCACCACCCCUGCACCCAAGCCCAAGACCACCACUCUCCUAGCCACCACCAGCUCUUCCAUCCAGAUUUCAGAUUCUGAGAAGUGCAAGUCCAUCUUGAGGAAGCAAGAAAAGAAGGGAUUGGAUUUCUCCUGUGACCUGUACAUCUGGAUGCCCCUGACCGGUGUCUGUGUUGUCUUGCUUCUGGCCCUGAUCACUACCAUUACCAUCUGCCAGAGGUCACGAAAACGAGUCUGCCGAUGUCCAAGGCCCCUGGUCAGACCAGGAGGAAAAUCUGCCCCAUCGGAGAGAUAUGUUUAACCCAGCUGAUGAAUGUGCGGCAGCGUUGAACAUGGAGGUGUCUACUACAAGACGGU
Messenger RNA from Trichosurus vulpecula (common brushtail), 998 nucleotides. RefSeq names its product CD8a molecule (gene CD8A). Bases 1 to 942 code for a protein of 313 amino acids. The record is from RefSeq and is a predicted model, not a curated record. Lineage: Eukaryota; Metazoa; Chordata; Mammalia; Diprotodontia; Phalangeridae. The transcript is spliced from 7 exons.